AUGGGAAAGAGCAACCACACCAAUGUGAAGGAAUUUGUUUUCCUAGAACUCACUCGCUUCCGGGAACUGGAGAUUUUCUUGUUUGUGGUCUUCCUUGCUGUAUACAUUACAACCCUGCUGGGCAACGCCCUCAUUGUGGUGACCAUCACCUUUGAGUCCCACCUCCACACUCCCAUGUACUUUCUCCUACGCAAUAAAUCAGUCCUGGACAUUGUUUUUUCAUCAGUCACUGUUCCCAAGUUCCUAGUGGACCUUAUAUCGGAGAGGAAAUCUAUCUCCUACAAUGGCUGCCUGGCACAGAUUUUCUUCUUCCACUUUGCUGGUGGGGCAGAUAUUUUUUUCCUCUCUGUCAUGGCCUAUGAUAGAUACCUGGCCAUCUCCAAGCCUUUGCAUUAUGUGACCAUUAUGAGACGAGAGGUGUGGUUAGGCUUGGUGGUGGGUUCUUGGGUGGGUGGUGCUCUGCAUUCAAUUGUCCAAAUCAUUCUGAUGCUUCCUCUUCCUUUCUGUGGCCCCAACAUCUUGGAUGCCUUCUACUGUGACGUACCCCAAGUCGUUAAACUAGCCUGUACUGACACCUCUACUCUAGAGCUUCUCAUGAUUUCAAACAAUGGGCUAGUGACUCUACUAUGGUUUCUCUUGCUCUUAGGAUCCUAUACUGUCAUUCUCAUGAUGUUGAGAUCUCAUUCUGGGGAAGGGCGGAAGAAGGCCCUGUCUACAUGCACCUCCCACAUCCUGGUGGUGACCCUUCACUUUGUGCCUUGUGUUUAUAUCUAUUGCCGGCCCUUCACUACAUUACCCAUGGACACCGCCGUGUCCAUUAAUAAUACAGUCAUCACUCCCAUGCUGAACCCAAUGAUCUACACGCUGAGGAACCAGGAGAUGAAGUCAGCCAUGAAGAGAAUGCAUAGGAAGCUUGGGCCUUCUGAGAAUAGUAAACUGGGGUGA
Suncus etruscus (white-toothed pygmy shrew) is the source of this 945-nucleotide messenger RNA. RefSeq names its product olfactory receptor 4D6. The transcript has a single exon. Gene Ontology annotation, biological process: G protein-coupled receptor signaling pathway. Gene Ontology annotation, molecular function: olfactory receptor activity; G protein-coupled receptor activity. Lineage: Eukaryota; Metazoa; Chordata; Mammalia; Eulipotyphla; Soricidae. The record is from RefSeq and is a predicted model, not a curated record. The coding region runs from base 1 to 945 and encodes 314 amino acids. Gene Ontology annotation, cellular component: membrane.